AUACACUUUUUUUGUUUGGAUUGACACCACCACCAACCCAUUUCAAGACUCUCUGCUCAAUCACCAGUUUUUUCCUGCAAUACACCCACAAAGUAUUUUCUGUUUUAACUCCGUCUUCAGAACACAAAACUUGAGAGAGAUAGCAGGGCACCGAAAUCGGGCUAUGGAAAGAGAAAGAGAAAGAAAAAGAGAAAGAGAAAGAGAAAGAGAGAGAGAGAGAGAGAGAACAAAAGAAGGAUUGAGAGAUGGAAAGAGAUAGAGAAAAACAGAUUCGAGGGGGAGAUGGGUGAAAAAUAUUUCGCCUUGGAGAAAGAGGAAGAGAGAUUCUUGAUGGAGAUGGGUAAAAAUUAUUCUGUCUUGGAGAAACAGAGAGAGAGAUUCGCGAGGGAGAUGGGUGAAAAUUAUUCCGUCUUGGAGAAACAGAGAGAGAGAUUCAAGAGACAGAGAGAGAGAGAUUUGAAAGGGUGAUGCGUAGAAAAUAUUCUCUCUUGGACAAACAGAGAGAGAGAUCCAAGAGACAGAGAGAGAGAUUCGAGAGGGAGGUGGGUGAAAAUUAUUCUGUCUUGGAGAAACUGAAUCAUCUAAUGAUCAGUAAGGCGUGCAAUUUGACCGCAGAUCAGAUUGAUCAUAUCGACUUUUUUUACAAUCAACUAACAUUCUUAGCAACCAUUCUCAAGGAUUUGGAAGAGAAGCAGCAGCAGCUGAACCAUGAAGCUAAAAACCUAACGAUGCAAAUUUAUUCUGUGAUCUCCAAGACAAGACAACUCAUCCGUUUUUUUGAUGUUCAAGUUCCAGGGCAGAGGGACAUCAACAACGGUGACAGUUUUUUUGAUAUUUUAAUUGGCACAAAUAUCAUGGAAGAGAUUAAGAUGAUCGAGGAAAAAGUGGUGCAGUUUUAUGACCGGAUAAAUCAGAUCCAACUCCUACAGAUUUUCAAUGAUGGAGUCCAUUCGUCAAUGUCAAUGGAGAACAGAACCAUGGUAGAUGAAGAAAUUACAGUGGGCUUUGAUGAUGAGGCGUUGACUAUAAAAAGGCUACUUGUUGGAGCGAGGAAGCAGCUACAAAUGAUAUCAAUUGUUGGGAUGCCUGGACUCGGUAAGACUACUUUAGCCAGAAAACUGUACAAUGAUCCUUACAUCACACACUACUUUCAUAUUUGUGCAUGGACCUAUGCUUCUCAAUUACCCAGAAAAACAGAUAUGUUGUUGGACAUUUUACGUUCUCUUUAUGUCAAUGAAAUGGAAAACAUGACCAAUGAGAAGCUAGGCGAUAAGUUGUACAAGAAAUUAAAAGGCAAGAGAUAUCUCAUUGUCAUUGAUGAUAUAUGGGAUAUUGGUGCCUGGGUCGAUCUUAAAAUGUAUUUCCCCAAUGACAACAAUGGAAGUAGAGUUUUGUUCACUAGUCGCCUCAAAGAGUUGGCUAUGCAUGCCUCACCUGAUUGCCAUCCUCAUUGUCUGCGUUUUCUCACAGAAGAAGAGAGUUGGGAGUUAUUACAGCGAAAGGUGUUUCAAAAUGAAAGUUGCCCUCCAGAACUGAUUGAAAUUGGGAAGCAAAUAAUGAAAAAAUGUGAAGGGCUUCCACUUGCAAUUGUUGUAAUGGCAGGACUUCUUGCAAAGGACAACAAGGCACAAGUGUGGUGGAAACAAGUUGCCCAAAGUGUAAGCUCAUACAUUGUUAGUGAUCCAAAUCAGUACUUGGACACACUAGCACUGAGUUACAAUCACUUGCCUCGUCACUUGAAACCAUGCUUUCUCUAUUUAGGAGCAUUUCCAGUAGACCAACAAAUCUCGGUGCAGAAGUUAAUUUGUUUAUGGAUAGCUGAGGGGUUUAUACAAAAAAUUGGGCAGAGAAGCUUGGAGGAAGUAGCAGAGGAUUACUUAAUGGGUCUAAUUCAGAGAAGUCUGGUAAUUGUUGCUCAAAAAAGGUUUGAUGGUCGAAUUAAAGCAUGUCGUAUGCAUGAUUUGUUGCGUGAUUUAUGCUUCAAGAAAGUCAGGGAAAUUAAUUUCCUACAGUGUGCUCACAAUUAUGAAGACACUUCUUCUUCAAGUAAUUACGAAACAAAUAACCAACGCCGCAUGUGCAUCCGUUCUUACUUUGGACCAAGAUUUGAUUAUAUUCUCUUACAGUCUUAUUCCCCAACAGUUGUUCAAUCAUUAUUGUUCUUCAGCCAUGAGUUUAAUAAAAUAAUUGGUUUCGACAAUUCGUUUGGUGAUAUGUGCUCGUUUAUUUGUUUGACCUUCAAACUUCUUAGAGUGUUCAAAAGAUGCCAUAACAAUGCCUUCUGUCUUACAGAAUUAACACAACUUCUUAAUUUGAGGUAUUUGGCAAUUAAUUUGAAACAUUCAUGUGUAUUACUGCCAUCAAUAUCCAAUCUCUCAAACCUAGAAACAUUUUUUUUUUUUCUACACAACGGAGUCAGGUUAUUCUGCCAUGUAAUGUUUGGAAGAUUCCAAAGUUGAGGCAUCUUUAUGCUAAAGGAAGAGCAAACUAUGGUGUGUCUUUAUGUUCUGAAGACGCAAUAAUGGAUCACAACCAUCCCUCUAUAUUAGAAAACCUACGAACCAUCACAAGAUUAAACCGUUAUGGAUCUACUCAGGAUUUAUUGGCAAGAACUCCUUUUCUUACAAAGCUGGGAAUUUGUGGACAUCUGUGUUCAGAUUCGGGGAAUAUCAUGUUUCCUAAUCUAGAAUGUUUGAGACACCUUGAGGCUUUGAAGAUACAGAAUAAGUUCUCGUUCCCAUCCAAUUUCCGAGAGGUCAAGUUUCCUACAAAUGUUAAAAGGCUAACCUUGAUAUAUACACAUAUAGAGUGGGAGGAUAUAUCAAUCCUUGGGAUGAUGUUACCCAACCUUGAGCUUCUCAAAUUAGAAGGAGAUGCUGCCUGGGGACAGCAAUGGGCAACAACUGAUGGUGGGUUUCCUCGACUCAAAUUCUUGAAACUGAAGUUCCUCAAUGUUAAGCAAUGGAUCACCUGCUCUAGUCACUUUCCAAGCCUUCAACACAUUUCGUUGGAAGUUUGUCCAAAUCUCAAGGAAAUACCAUCUAGUUUGGGGGAUAUACUCACUCUGCAGCUAAUUGAGGUAACCUAUUGUCAUUUCUCUGUUGAGGAAUCUGUCAGGAAAAUUAAGGAAGAUCGAGAGAGCAUUGGAAAUAAUUGGUUGAAAGUGCUGAUUAGGAAUCUGUCAGGAAAAUUAAGGAAGAUCAAGAGAGCAUUGGAAAUAAUUGGUUGAAAGUGCUGAUUAGGAAAUAUCCAUGUGGCGCAUUUGAGUCAAAGUGUAAUGAUACAACUUCUAAAGGAUGAAGAUUGUCUUGCUAUGGCUUCCCUCCCUUGUUCUGAAUCAAACAGAAAUGGUGUUUUCAAAGGUGUUAUCAGAGAAAAUGUACCAAUUAGAGAUUGAGUGUUUGAUUAUGCUAGAAAUUGCUAGUUGAGUGUGUUUGUUAUGUAAUAUACCUAUUUGUGAGUGCUUGUCUGUAAUAUAACUACUUUUGUGAGGAAAUUGUUGGAGUAUUAUUUUGUCU
Messenger RNA from Camellia sinensis, 3518 nucleotides. Its product is annotated as putative late blight resistance protein homolog R1B-23. Lineage: Eukaryota; Viridiplantae; Streptophyta; Magnoliopsida; Ericales; Theaceae. Gene Ontology annotation, molecular function: ADP binding. The record is from RefSeq and is a predicted model, not a curated record. Gene Ontology annotation, biological process: defense response to other organism.